GUCAAGCGGUUGUCGAGCGCUCGUCUCGGCCCCACGGUUGGCUUUUCCUCGCCGUGUCCGAGCUGUGUGGCGCGGUGUGGCACCCCCCCUCCCGGCCCCUCCCGCCAGCCCCGCGGGCAGCGGUUCAUCCGCGGCGAUGAGCUCGCCAGUAUAAGUGCCUUUAAGAAGAGAUCCUCAGCUUGAAGUUGCAGGAAAGCUUGUUUUUCCUCUGGGUCCAGAAACAACACCUGGUGCCGCCACUUUGCACACCAUCAAAGGAGGAUAAUGGUCUAAAAAAGCAACUGGUCUCACAUAGUUUCCAAAGAAAAGCCAACGAGUGGUAGUGUAUGACGGAUGGGCGAUCUCCAAGCUCAGUGACCUUCAUUCUGAUCCCUCUCACUGCGGCUCAUGGAGGACUCAUCAGCUUGUUUUAGGAGAGGACUGUGAUCGGCCUUCCGCUUUCUGCACCUCGAUUGUCUUAUAAUAAACAGUUUAUGAUCAAAAACCUUUGACGACAUGGCGUCGGGGAGAGACACAAAAUGGCUGACCCUGGAAGUGUGUCGCCAGUUUCAGCGAGGAAACUGUUCACGCAGCAACGAGGAGUGCAAAUUUGCUCACCCGCCAAAGAGCUGCCAAGUGGAAAAUGGGAGGGUCAUCGCCUGCUUUGACUCGCUAAAAGGCCGUUGCUCGAGAGAGAACUGCAAGUACCUUCAUCCUCCUUCACACUUAAAGACCCAGUUGGAAAUAAACGGGCGCAACAAUCUCAUUCAGCAGAAGACAGCAGCUGCAGUGCUCGCCCAGCAGAUGCAGAUUAUGAUCCCUACAGCCAGCCUGCAGUCUGUGGGUCUUGGCACUAACACUGGUCUCGGCUACGGUUCCUACUUGACACCCCUGAGCCACGGGAUGGGCCUGCUUUCCACAGACAUCCUCCCGAGCAGCCAGGUUCUGGUUUCAGGGAGCCAACCUGUCACCGUCCAGAGCUCGCCUUCUUCUUCACCCUCGCAGAAGCUCCAGCGCACUGACAAACUGGAGGUGUGUCGGGAGUUCCAGCGGGGGACCUGUGCUCGGGGGGAGACCGACUGCCGCUUCGCCCACCCCAGCGACAGCCCCAUGAUCGACACCGUCGACAACACUGUCACCGUUUGCAUGGACUACAUCAAGAGUCGGUGCAGCCGCGACAAGUGCAAGUAUUUUCACCCGCCUGCGCACUUGCAGGCCAAAAUUAAGUCCGGUCAACAUCAGACAGCCAUGGCGGCCCAGGCCACAGCUGCAGCCGUGACUCAGUCGACUGCCAAAGCAAUGAAGCGACCCCUCGAGGCAACUGUAGACCUGGGCUUCCCGCACAGCAUCCUGCAACCGCUACCAAAGAGAGCAGCUCUGGAGAAGAGCAACUGGGCCAGCUCGCUGCUCACCCCCAGUUUGCUGCACUACCAACAGGCUCUAGCCAACACGCAGCUGCAGCAGCCCACGGCUGCAUUCUACCCCGCAGGGUCUGUUUUGUGUAUGACUCCAUCGAAUAGCGUCGAUUAUUCUCAAGUAACCACCAGAAACAGGACUGAGUGCCACAAAGAUCCAGAGCAGUCCAUCUGUACAUACCGUGUUCACGGCGCUCGUCGCCUGCAGCAAGCUGCAUGCUGAUGAAGCAUCACCAGUGGAGUACAUCACCACAUACAGUACGGUAUCCCAUUAAGGAUUGUACGUGUCACACAACAAGACCCUAUGCAUGGACAUGCUGUACAUGCCUUUGCAACUGUAAAUCAUCCGCGCUGUAUUCAUUCCCGAAGCAACUGGGGGAAAAGUAACAUAACAUAGUCAGAACCAUAUAAACAGGAACGUACUGAAAGAUUCUAACAGAUAGAAAUGUUAGCUGACAUUGUAAUGAUGUAAAUAGUCACGUUGGGUGUGUGUACAUCAUGGCAGUGCCCAUUGUAAAGGGGUAACAACCAUGUUAGAGAUUGUUCACUUUCUUGAAUGCGUCGUUUCUUUGUAACAGUAAUGAUUGUUUGACCUAGUGCCAGAUUCAAUUGUUUUAUUAGCGACUAGCGAAAAGCACUUAUUUUAAAUUAUAUCAAGAUGGCCCUCAGUGUACAGGCUUUUAUCCACAGUGAGCAGUGCUCCUCCACCUGGUGUGCCUUUUCAUUGCAUUGAAAGUCUGUUAGCCGGUGUCGACCCAAUCAAAUGUGCUUUCUAAGGGAACACAUUCAACCCUCCCACCCCCAAAAUAAGAUAUUUAAAAUUGAAUGAUCGGUCAGAAUUAUAGGCAUUUUCCAUAAGCGUUAGUUUAUUCAAUGUAUAUUCAAACUGAAGCGUGAUCUACGAGGACUGAACUGUUAUUGUAACUGUUCAGUCUUAUUUGAAUGUUACAAGUGCCUAAAGAGUUGUCAUAUUUAAGGGGCUUCGAACGACAUUGUCCUGUAUUUAAAAAAAAAAUAAUCAAAAAAAUCUGAGAUCUAGAAAGUUGUGAACACGUCUUAAAUGCUUUGUGAAGACUUUUAUGAAUAUUUAUGUACCCUCAUUAUUAUUAAGAAUUAUUAUCUACUCUCUAUUUUAUUUCAUAUUUAAGAUGACUGUAGUCCCCCCUCUCUCCUUUUCAACAAUGUUUCUUAAAUAGUUGAAUGUGCAGAUGAUUAGAAGAAUUUAAAAAGGACGAAAAGUGUAGUUUAUUUAGACAAAAUGGAAGACAUUCUGUUAAAUACGUUGAUUAACUUUUAUUCCUUGAUUUUACAGACUUUUGAACCUUCACAUGGGAUGGGCAUUGAACUAUGUUUCGUUAAUCUACCAUUGGGAAAAUUAACAAUUGAUUAAUUGAUUCAUUAAUAUUGUUGACUGUUCUAAUCUCCUGCUUCCAUGCCAGUGUCAAAUUGAGCUUAGUGAUGCAGCCCAGAGGACUUGUGCAAUAGUUGAGGCCUGCGUGGCUCGAGCUCAACUCGUCAUAGAUGACGUCAUGUUCUGCUUGAAGCUGGGUUCACACGCUUAACGAUAAUCGGGCCAAAUUGGAGCAUUUUCCCACGCUUGCAAUCAAAGUCAGCAAAAGCCUGAUUAUCUGAUGUCCCUGAAAGAUUGUCCUGAGGCAUUAUCCUGUGGUGUGGGUUGUGGUAACACUGAUUUGACCAUGAGAAUCGUAAAUGUUAAACCUGUUGAGUAUUUAUGAUUGCACAGCCGGAUUUGGAAGGAGACACUAGACAGAUUUUUAAUGGCGAUAUUGUUAUGUGAGGUCUUGGUUGUCUGGAGUGCACCACACACGCCAUAAGAGCAGUAAGCACACGUGCCGAUUUUUUCUCUCUCAUUGAGUGGUGUCGCUCACGUUUUACAAAGACAUUGGGUUAAGAUGUUAAAAAUCAAAUGUACAUGUAGCCCGCUCAAAAGAUUAUCCUGAGAGAUUACCCUGUGGUGUAGUUUAAUAAGAGUGAUAUUUUCUACCCUUAACUGCUCGAAAAACGGUGAGGGCCAGCAAUUGUAAAUCUUAAACCAGUCCAAUGUUCACGAACGAAAAUCUUUUAUCUGUGUGGCCAGAGACUCACAAAUAUCGGUUGAGAUGUUGUUAUGUGUGUGGUUUUUUGUUCAUCUCAAGUACACCACACAUAAGAGCAGUAAGCAGUGUUUUUUUUCCUCGUCAUGUGUAGUGGGGUCUCACGUUUUUUUUUUGUACAAAAUUCGGUCGGUAUGUACUCUGCCUUAGACAACACUUCAUUUAGUCUCAAUUGCUUCAAGAUAUGAUUAAUUAACAGUCAAUUACACACAAUUCUUGAUCAAUUAAUUGAUUAAUAUGCCCAUCCUUAGUGUCCGGUGUUUGUUGUUUUUUUUGGGUUUUUUUUUUAUAACACGACUAUGUUUGAUUAAUUCAGACAAUCUAUUAAGAUGUUAUAUUAUUUCUUCCCCAUGAUGUCAUUUUUGUUGUGAAUUCUUUGAUUUUAAUGCUAAUGUAUCUACGUAUGUAUGUAUGUAUGUAACGUUAACAUGCCAGAACUUAUUUUCUCCAGGGUUGUCUGUGAAUGUAACCUCUUAUAAGCUGACUUUUGUUGAGAUUCCUCAAAAAAAAUUUAAAAUAUAAGCAAGAAGUGAUCUCAUUUGCCUCCGACAAGUUGCCAUUUGCUGUUCAGGGUGGAGUGUCGGGAGAAAAAGACCAUAGAAUUGUUGACGUAACAAAGUGCAUUGUACGUGCUAGCGUAAUAAUCGUUCAGCUUUUAACUCGUCACAAACUCGGGAUGUCUGUCGUCGCUGUGAUUGUACUGUCACAUACUUCAUUUUACAGUAAAACUAUCCAGUGCAUCGUAACACUUUCGGUAUGUUGGUGUGAAUUUUAAACAUACAGCGAUACAAAUAAUCCACGGGUAUUGAAUCCAUCAAUACAAAACAGUAUCCUUUAGAUUGAGAAUGUCUUGUGUGAAACAUUUAUUUCAAGCACUUACACAGUAAAGAUAACCGAAAAGUUGCUUUUAUUUGAUUGUGAUUGUUGCCUUAUUAUUCUUCAUCGACGCCUACAUUUGCAUUUAAUUCCACUCUGCUUGUCGAAAGAGAAGACACAACUCUGGGAAAUGAUGUCCGAUGGAGACUAAAAAUGUCACUCAGCCCUCAGAAAUGCUUUAUGAUGUCGUACUGCUAUAAAUGGUUACAUUAAUAUUGAUUUCAUCCAUCAGUGGGCCUAACUUUAAACUUGUCCUCAUUUUCUCAUAUGAUAGUGGAUCUUAUUUUACAGUGUAUAAUUAUUCGUUCAUGUGAAUAGUGAUUUCUAAAGUCUAUAAAAAAAAAUCUAAUAUUGUCAAUAAACACUGUCCAGUUAAAGGCAA
Phyllopteryx taeniolatus (common seadragon) is the source of this 4766-nucleotide messenger RNA. Its product is annotated as muscleblind-like protein 2a. Gene Ontology annotation, molecular function: metal ion binding. The record is from RefSeq and is a predicted model, not a curated record. The transcript has 9 exons. NCBI's taxonomy places the organism in Eukaryota, Metazoa, Chordata, Actinopteri, Syngnathiformes, Syngnathidae. The coding region runs from base 496 to 1617 and encodes 373 amino acids.